UGCGCACUGUGCAUAGCAACUCUUUGGGCAACAUAAUCAGCGGAGGAUCGUCGAUGCGCAUUUUGGGGACGAAAGAGGUAAGAAGGAGAAAAACAUCCACAUGUACAACUGUAGACGGUUUCGACGCCGAGGAAAAUCCGGUCAUAUUUACCGGAGGUCACCUGUUCGACCUCUCGGUGCGGACGUUCCACCGUUUGGAUCCCGUUAAACCGCAUCUGCAGCCGGAGACGCACCGAUCCUACAAAUCACCGGCGGCUGUCAUUAACCGACACAUAUCGGGGGAGGAACUCUCCGUUAUCCGUCCCGGUGGAGCACGGACAACGGGAUAACGAAGCCGGGGCCCUCCGAUAAGUCACCCCAAACAGACUCGCAGGAAUCAUGGGGAGUGUGUUCCUGCCGGCGGACGCAGCCCACUCGGUGCUGCGACGGCUGCGCAGGGCCAACUUCCUGCUGGAGGAGAUGAAGCAGGGCAACAUCCAGAGGGAGUGUCGGGAGGAGGUGUGCACCUAUGAGGAGGCCAGGGAGGCUUUCGAGAACGAGGAGAAGACGAAGCGGUUCUGGGAUGAGUACGUUCGGGAAAGCAGCCCGUCCGGAGGUCUGGAGACAGUGGUCGGAGGGAUCCACUCCCUCUACCUGAUCGUACCGCUGCUGCUGGUCUUGCUCAUCAUUGCCGCCAUCGCCAUCACCGUGUGGCGAUGUCACUCCCGCAAGCGUUCGGAGCGCAGCCCCAGCCUGGGACACUCGCACCACAACCACGUCCUGUCAGUGGUCUCCAUGGAUCAGUGGGGGCGGGAAUACCACCACGGUGACCAAUCAGAACUCAGCGUCCACAGUAGCCCAGCUUACCCAGGCUCAGAGCUGACGUCGGGGAGAGGAGGUGCCGGAGACCCGCCGCCGUCUUACGAAGAGGCUGUCGGCCACACGGACGUCCAGAUAGAGACGGAGCCUCCGCCACAAUACGACGAUAUUGUCAACACCAGCUCCACCAGCGGCCGAGGGAAGUAACCAUGUGUCUAACCACCACCCAACAGAAGUCCUAACCACACUAAGACCAUCACCAGCCUUCCCCGUCACACACACACAACACAAACACUAUUAACUGCCGGGUCCGUGGACUAAUGCAAUCAUUGCUGGAGCCAGCGCUGUUGAAAUUUGCACUAACCUUUUAUCACUGCGGCGGAGUGAUAGCAGGAAGGAGCAAGUGAUAUUGCAAUACCAAAACCAAUCAACACCUCUGCUGCAUCUCCUCAUCUAUGCUGUUCACUCUGUAGCAGAUCAUGUAAGUCAGCGAAGCCUAACAAAUGUUGCAUGUGGAGCGAAGGAAAACCAGUUCUCAUUGUCAUAAUGAAAAACAACUAUUCUAAGUGUAUACUGGGGUCAGACCGACGCCUCACUGAAGAUUAGUGCCAAGUUUUUUAGACUUAUGAGAGCAACAUCGGAUGUUUUGUACCUGUUUUUUAAAUAUCUUUGACCACUUUGUUGUCAAAACAUAGUAUUUAUGGUUUGCCUUUUAAAGUUUGUACAUCUGAAAGCUUGUGAUAUUCAGAAACAGCAGGUGGACCACAACAAGAACGUCCAUACUAAGUAAAGCUGCAUUAAGGCAUUUUUGACCAACCAAAUCAGAAUCAAUUUUAACAAGAAGAGCACUCAGAAAGUGCGGUGCUUUGCCAAGACUGCUCAGUCGUAGUAUCAUUUCCGAUGGAUGAAAUCUUGAAAAAACUUUGACAGAAAUCAUAGCACCAUAGAAUGUGGCCAUUUAAUAUGGAUAUACCCACAAACAAAAUGACUUUGCGCUGUGCACAGGCGUGUGUUGUGCAUGUGUACGUUAUGUAUGGAUAUCGAAUCACAUGACCUAAAUAUGUAGCAGGCAGCAGGAACUGAUGCGACUCAGAAACACCCCCACAAUUAAUUCAAUUGUUUCUUGUAUCAUUUCCGACGGAUAAGUCCUGAUAAAUCCACAGUGGUGGAUUUGUAGUAGGAUCACAAUCAUGUGAUCAUCAGCAGGCAGCUGAUGUAGUGUUCACUUGUUGCCGUAGUUACAGUGACACUGUGCUGCUGUCUGGCAUUGAUGCAGAAAUCUUUAACAAAUCCAUGGAUCGAGACUAUAAGCCGCAUCACUGUCAAAAUCUAAUCAAUUGGUCCUUGCAUCACUUUUGAUCUUCCCUGAAAUUUUCAUCCAAAUCCGUUAGUCCAUUUUUAAGUAAUGCUACUAACAGACAGAAGGACAAAUGUAUGCCGGAGUAAAUAUCCAUCCAUCCAUCCUCUAUACACCGCUUUAUCCUCAUUAGGGUCGCGGGGGGUGCUGGAGCCUAUCCCAGCUGACUUGAGCGAAGGCAGGGGACACCCUGGACAGGUCGCCGGUCUGUCACAGGGCUACAUAUACAGACAGACAAGCACACUCACAUUCACACCUACGGGCAAUUUAGAGUCAUCAAUUAACCUCAGCAUAUUUUUGGACUGUGGGAGGAAGCCGGAGUACCCGGAGAAAACCCACGCAUGCACAGGGAGAACAUGCAAACUCCAUGCAGAAAGAUCCCAGGCCCAACCCGGGAUUCAAACCGGGAUCUUCUUGCUGCAAGGCGAAAGUGCUAACCACUACGCCGCUGUGCAGCCCCCGGAGUAAAUAUCUAAUCACAUAUUCAGAAACAGAGCAACACAAGUUUCAAAACAGUCUAAUUUCAAUGUUUACUCAUUGACUUUGGUUAAAUUGAUCCGUUUAUGGAGAAAAUUAGUCUUUCGUUGCCACCUGUUGACUUCAGGUAGCAUGUACCUGGUUUAUCUGAGUGUAUUUACUAAUAACUGUCAAAACAUUGCCCACAUUUUGCAUGAGAGUUAAAGGAAGCAUCAAGACCACACAGUCAGGAAGAAAAAAUCCACAGAGCUGGGUGAUAAUUCACAAUUUAAUUCACUUUUUGUUGUCAUAAAUAUGCCUUAAUGCAGGUUUAAAUAGUUACGUUGCCAAACUAAUGCAUCGGUCUGACGACGGUAUACACUUGUAAGUGUUCUUGGGGACUAAGAUUUAAGAUAAGGCCACGGUUACAAAGGGGGCGCUGUUUUGUAAAUGCGUGUCAUAUGUGCUUGUAUCUUGGUAAUGCAUGCAGCUCGGCCCGGACACGAGGAGAGAUCCGUCUCUGCACUGUUUGUGGACGGUGGGGGGCCGACAGUUGCUCAGAACCUGCUUUAACUGUGAAACACCCUCCUUUCCUUUUCCCAUGAAGCCAGAGUGUCUUCUGGAGGCUUCUGCUGUGCCACUUUUCACGGGAAUGUGGGGCAGAAAGCAGCAGAAACAGGAGCUUUUGGGAAAAGAGAUACCGGGGGAAGAUUAUGUAUUUAACGUCACCAUGGAUGAAGUCCAUGUUUAGCAUGUAUAAUGCACCUCUAUAUAAAUAUGUAUAGUCUGUAUGUGUGAAAGUUACGGUGAGAUUGUUCUUUUCUAUUGCAUAGGAAUGCAGUGAAUGCAUUGGUAAUAAUGUAACUACUAUAGUAAGUGGUGAAUAAUGAAGGCACUUUGUGUUUAACCUUAAAAUAAGGUGUUUAAAGCCUUGAAGGGGACCUGCCAUGCUCAUUUACAUUUUUAUUUUGAGUUGUUUGCAUGAUUGACACUGCAAAAAACCCUAAUUUACCCCUCAGAUUUUCUGAAAUAAGAUGUUUUUAGCUCCUGUCUCUUUAAAGCCUCAACAUGUCUUCUGAUUGGCUUGAUUCUGGAAGCCUGCUGAGUGACAGCAGCCUGUGCUUUUAAAUUAGGUGUGAAGAAGACAAUGGUUUAUUUCAUAUUUAGAUCAGUUUAAAGCUGAGAUUUUGGCUCACAGGGGUUACUUUUACAUCAUUAUUUGAAAUUUUGGCGAGUUACUGUUUUAUUUGCAGUGAUUUGCAUAAUUCACAGCACAAAGAAAUCCUAACAUCUGAUAUUUUCCACACGUGCAGCUGCUCAGAUUUUCUGAAAUGAGAUAUCUUCUGAUUGGCCGGAUUCUGGAAGCCUGCUCAGAGCUUUUAAACUGGAUGUGAAGAAAAUCAUGGUUUAUUUCAUAUUCAGAGCAGUUUGAAGCUGAGAUUUUGGCUCACAGGGGUUAGCUUUACGCCAUUAUUUGAAAUUUUGACCACUUUUAAUAUAAACAUCUGCCAAAUUUUAACAUAGCAUCUUGAUAUAUACGACAGAAAUUCAUUAAAUGCAUAGCAGGUCCCCUUUAACCAAAUGUAGGAUGGUCUGGUUUGACGUCUUCAGUAGUAACGAUGUCGCUGUAAUCAUCAGAGGAAAAAAGUGCUCAUAAACUAUAUGCAAUGUUGCUGCAUACACUCUAAAACCAAAUAUCUCUAAUUUCCACUGACGCUGACAAAUGUCACACGUUUCCCGUCUACACCUCACAGACGUCGAGCACUGAUUAUUAUUAUUAUAUUGUACUUUUUUGUGAGUUGACCUGUGAACCUCGGCACUUGCUAGUUGUGCUGGUAGAGGUAGCCAUUUUUGAUUAGGUCAGGUGUCAUACUGUUACUUGCAGAGCCCUGUUUUUACAAUGCCUUAUCAAACAAAAUGUUAUAUAUAACAAUAAAAUGCAAGGGAACUUGUUAUAAAUCCUCGACUUGUGCAAAAGCUUGAAUUAAUUUGUAAUAAAAACACUUAAAACGUGA
Messenger RNA from Acanthochromis polyacanthus (spiny chromis), 4626 nucleotides. RefSeq names its product proline rich Gla (G-carboxyglutamic acid) 1 (gene prrg1). The record is from RefSeq and is a predicted model, not a curated record. Gene Ontology annotation, cellular component: extracellular region. Gene Ontology annotation, molecular function: calcium ion binding. Lineage: Eukaryota; Metazoa; Chordata; Actinopteri; Pomacentridae. Bases 379 to 1005 code for a protein of 208 amino acids. The transcript has 4 exons.